Molecule: messenger RNA, 419 nt
Organism: Notodromas monacha
Lineage: Eukaryota; Metazoa; Arthropoda; Ostracoda; Podocopida; Cyprididae
Source: the annotation of a GenBank genome assembly
CAGAAAGAGAAGAAGUGCCUCUGAGGAAAAUAGAUCAUUAUAUACAACCAGAAUGUCCUUGUUGCAGCAUCACCAAACGCUACACCAUGGCGAUUCUCGUCAUGAUAGGUUUUUUGAUAUCCUUCGGAAUUCGAAGCAACAUCGGGAUCGCAAUCGUUCGGAUGACCAAAGGCAAAGAUGGAAAGAAAGGAGAAAUAGAUUGGGACAGAGAUACGAUAGGAAACGUGGAAAGUGCUUUUUUCUACGGCUACAUGGUCACUCAGAUUCCAGGUGGUUUGAUAGCUUCGAAGUACCCAGCAAGCAAAUUGUUUGGCGCGGCGAUUGCCCUUUCUGCCAUUUUGAAUGCCUUUUUUCCAAUCACAUCUAAGGCGAACUCACAGAUCACCAUCUUUGUCCGAAUUUUGCAAGGACUAGCUGAA